AUGGGUGUGUUCUACGAAACCAUCCCCCCAUCCCUCCACCCAUGGAUCCUCUCUCAACAACUCCUCUUUGUAGCCACGGCGCCCCUCUCCCCCACCGGCCACAUCAACCUCUCCCCAAAAGGCGGCUCAAACUUUGGCAUCCUCUCACCCACCAAAUUCUGGUACAUGGACCUAACCGGCUCCGGCGUAGAAACGCACGCACACCUACACGAGCCAUCCAACGGUCGCAUCUGCAUCCUCUUCCUCGCCUUCAGCGGACCCCCCAAGAUCGUGAGAAUAUGGGGCACUGGCCGCGCCAUCGAGAACGGAACACCUGAAUACGAGGCCUUUGUGCAGGAGCAUAAAGUGGAAACGAUUCCAGGGAGUAGAAGUAUUAUUAUGGUGGAUGUACACCAAUGUGGGACAAGCUGUGGAUUUAGCGUUCCUUACUAUGAUUUCGUUGGCCAUAGGGAUAUUUUGAAUGAGCAUUUUCGCAAGAAAGAUGAGAAGUUCAAGAAAGGAGAGGAGAAGGAGAGUAUGGAUUUUUAUUGGGCGCUCAAGAGUCAGAGGAGUAUUGAUGGGUUGCCGGGUAUGAGGAGGGGAGUCGCUUUUGCGGAAAGGAAUGGAGUGGUGCCUAUUAAGAAGAUGGUGGGGAGUCAAUGGGCGAAUACACUGUUUGCUAUGAUCAACGACUGUGAGAUCCAAGAAAGGGUCGUAGCAUCUGGUCUGUUCGCUGCAGGAUUUGCCAGGGCAGUAGUGACAUUGCAUCAAGAACGCUCGUACGAGAUAUCGUGGCGUUCCUAA
Molecule: messenger RNA, 783 nt
Organism: Pyrenophora tritici-repentis Pt-1C-BFP
Lineage: Eukaryota; Fungi; Ascomycota; Dothideomycetes; Pleosporales; Pleosporaceae
Source: RefSeq, a predicted model, not a curated record